AUGGAAGAGAUAAAAGAGUUCAGAUAUUUGGGAUACAUACUGCAAGCAAAUGGAAAACAAGAGGCACAAGUGAAGGAAAGGGUGAAGAGAGUAGCUAGAAUAUUGAGAGGGGUAUGGGGAAUAGGGAAAAGGAGGUUCGGAAAGGACUGGAGCAGAAGAGUAUGGUUGUUCGAUAGACUGGUCUGGACAGUAAUGAAUUACAGAGUAGAGAUCUGGGGCUGGAGGGAAAGGGAAGGGAUGAAGAGACUAGAAGAGAGAUACCUAAGAUGGGUGUUUGGUUUAAAUAGUAGAACGCCGAGAUAUCUGAAGAUGGAUACAAAUAUGCGUAGAAGACGUCUGUUGUUGCUGAGCUUGUCAUACAUAAGAAGAAAGAAAAAUAAAAGAAAUACAUCAAAACGAAGAUUUUGGGUACACCCAAUAUUGCAAUUGAAACAACAACAAGGAGAUUGGCACAAUUUGGUUCGUGAAAUGCAAUUGCAAAACGACGAAACCUAUUUCAAUUACAUGAGGAUACCACCGACAAUGUUCAAUUACAUUUUAUCAAGAAUAGAGCCUUUAAUAACGAAACAGGAAACAAAUUUUAGAGUUCCUAUUCUAGCAGCUGCAAGAUUGUCAAUGACUUUACGUUAUUUGGCAAGUGGAGAUGGACUUCAAUCCAUCGCAUUAAAUUAUCGCACCGGAAGAAGUACAACGUCACGAAUAGUAAAGGAAACGUGUGAAGCAAUAUGGGAAAUGUUUCACAAAGAGGUAUUAUUUACUGUGUCAGAAAAUGGAUGGCGUGAAGUAGCUCAUGAAUUUCAAGAGAGAUGGAAUUUUCCCAAUUGUAUUGGUGCUUUAGAUGGAAAGCAUGUUGCUGUUAUUGGUAGACACAGUGACGGAGGAAUUUUUAAAAACUCAAUUAUGGGUCAAAGAUUUUAUAAUAACACUAUGAAUUUGCCUCAUCCGUCUGCUAUUAGCACAAGACACACCGUGCCAUACGUUAUAACAGCAGAUGAAGCAUUUCAAUUAAACACAUUUACCAUGCGACCAUAUCCGUCCAAAAAUUUAACUAAAAAUCAACGAACAUUUAAUUAUAGAUUAAGCAGGUCGCGAAAUGUCGUGGAAAAUGCUUUUGGAAUAUUGGCAAGUCGAUGGCGUAUUUAUCAAAAACCUAUCAAUACUAGCCUCGAAACAGCUGAUUCGAUAAUCAAAGCGACGGUUUGUUUGCAUAACCUUCUGAUGGAUAACUCAUUUUACUGUGGACAACAAUAUGGCGAUAGA
This is a messenger RNA of Vollenhovia emeryi, 1260 nucleotides long. RefSeq lists its product as uncharacterized. The transcript has 4 exons. Lineage: Eukaryota; Metazoa; Arthropoda; Insecta; Hymenoptera; Formicidae. The record is from RefSeq and is a predicted model, not a curated record. The annotation marks the transcript as partial.